This is a messenger RNA of Passer montanus (Eurasian tree sparrow), 1705 nucleotides long. RefSeq names its product pterin-4 alpha-carbinolamine dehydratase 1 (gene PCBD1). The record is from RefSeq and is a predicted model, not a curated record. NCBI's taxonomy places the organism in Eukaryota, Metazoa, Chordata, Aves, Passeriformes, Passeridae. The transcript has 4 exons. Gene Ontology annotation, molecular function: 4-alpha-hydroxytetrahydrobiopterin dehydratase activity. The coding region runs from base 409 to 723 and encodes 104 amino acids. Gene Ontology annotation, biological process: tetrahydrobiopterin biosynthetic process.
UGCUGGUGAUGCUUAUCAAAGAUGCCUCCCAUCCGACGAGAGCAAUCCCCUGGAAUAUACAUUUCUGGGGACAAACAUUCAGGCUAGGAUUUUGGCACACAUUGCUGUAAUCUCAUCAGAGGGAAUUUCCCGGAAUUCUCUUUUGGUACGCCAGGAUUUUAUCAGGUGAGAUUACCGCAGUCUGAGCACGAAUUUACACACAUCUUCCACACCUUGUCGUGCAGGGCUCCAGGAGCCCGGGUCCGGCCAUGCCGAGCCCCACAGGCAGGCGGCCAGCGCAGGGAAGGCUCGGCCGGCCGGGGGAGGACCCGGUGUCCCCGCCACGCCUCCCGGCGUCCCGGAGGAGCCGCGGGACCCCGGCGGGAUCGGGCGCGGAGCAUCGCCCGGAGCGCACCGGGAGCCGCGGGCAUGGCAGGCAAAGCCCACAGGCUGAGCACGGAGGAGAGGGAGCAGCUGCUGCCAAACCUGAGAGCCGUGGGGUGGAACGAGGUGGAAGGCAGAGACGCCAUCUUCAAAGAGUUCCACUUCAAGGACUUCAACCGGGCCUUUGGCUUCAUGACCAGAGUGGCUCUACAGGCAGAAAAACUGGAUCACCAUCCCGAGUGGUUCAAUGUGUACAAUAAGGUUCACAUCACCCUGAGCACCCACGACUGCGGGGGUUUGUCGGAGCGAGACAUCAACCUGGCCAGCUUCAUCGAGCAGGUGGCAGCUUCCCUGGCCUGAGCAGGGAUCCACGCAGCCACAACCCCACUGUGCCACUGUGUCCUGCCUCCAGAGCCUCUUCCCACUCCCAAGCUAGAUCCUGGUUCCAGACAGCCCUGACACCUCGCCAGCCCCCCAGCGCAGCUCGGAUGGAUGGAGGCACUUCUCAGGGUGCACGUGUCCAUCUCUGAUCUUGCAGAUUCCAUCCUUGGAAUCACACCCUUAGCUAUGUGAUCCCACACCCCCAGCUGCUGAGCUCCUUUCCAGGAGUCAGUCAUAUCACAGAGUCAUGGGAUGGUUUGGGUUGGAAGGGACCUUAAACAUCUCCUUGUUCCAGCCCCUGCCAUGGCAGGGACACCUUCCACUGUCCCAGGCUGCUCCAAGCCCCAUCCAGCCUGGUCUUGGGCACUGCCAGGGAUCCAGGGGCAGCCACAGCUGCUCUGGGCACCCUGUGCCAGGCCUGCCCCCCCUGCCAGGGAAGGAUUUCUUUCCAAUACCCUAUCUAAACCUAUUCUGUGUGAAUCCAUUCCCCCUUGUCCUGUUACUACAUGCUCUUGUAAGAAGUCCUUCAUGUUUCUUGUCAGUUCCUUCAGGCACUGGAAGGCUGCAGUGACAUCACCCCAAAGGCUCUGUUCUCUGGGCUGAACAAUCCCAAUUCUCUCAGCCUUUCCUCACAGCAGAGGUGCUCCAUCCCUCUGAUCAUCCUGGGACCUCCCCUGGUCUCGCUCCAACAGGUUAAUGUCCUUCCAGAGCCAAGUUACACCACUGCACCAUAAAUCUGCCCCCAUCCUGCCCCAUCACUGCUCCUUACCUCCUGGAAUGUGCUUUCUGCCCAAAACCUGUUUUGUGACCCCUCUGGCUUCUCUGUACCCAAGCAGCAGAGUGCUGUGCAGUCUGUCACUGACCCCUCUCCAGCAGUAUUACAUCAGGCACGUGGUCUCACCCCCGCCUUUCACAGGAUACCAACUGAAAAUGUUUACAAUAAACAUCUCAUUUAACCUGA